Molecule: messenger RNA, 2958 nt
Organism: Geosmithia morbida
Lineage: Eukaryota; Fungi; Ascomycota; Sordariomycetes; Hypocreales; Bionectriaceae
Exons: 3
Coding region: 1-2958 (985 amino acids)
Biological process (GO): intracellular signal transduction; septin ring organization; establishment of cell polarity
Cellular component (GO): cytoplasm; nucleus; division septum
Molecular function (GO): guanyl-nucleotide exchange factor activity; protein binding
Source: RefSeq, a predicted model, not a curated record
AUGAGUGCGCCUCGCAUCAGCCAACUAUCUGGCUCCACAGCUGUCUCCGGCUCCUCGGCAUCGCUCAACACCCUGGGCAACGGCUCUAUGAACGGGGGCAACGUCAUCCCUACGGCAAACAUCAUCAACCAAAAGGCCGAUGCCUCCCGAUCCCUCUACCAGAUCUGCCUCUCGCUCAAGCAGCGACUGGCCAAGGUCCCCGGCUUCGAGCCCUACCUCGAGGAGCUGGAUCCCACAGACCCUGUCGAUCCGCUAUGGAACCUCUUCCGCACUGGCUUCCCCCUCAUAACCAUAUACAAUGCGCUGCAACCCGAGACCGUACUCGCCGUCGACCAGAAUGCCUCCGAGGCCAAGAAGCCCAAGAUUGCCAUCUUCAAGUUCGUCAAAGCCUGCAUGGAUGAGCUCAAGGUGCCUCCCCAGGACAGCUUUGUCGUCACCGACCUGAUGGGCACCGACACAAGUGGCUUCGUCAAGGUCACCCAGGUCGUCAACUACGUCCUCGACCUGGCCGAGCAGCGGGGACUCCUCAUGCAGCUGCAGCCCUACCCGGACGAGCCCCUAGCCGACCCAGCCCAGAAGCCCCAGAUGACCUACCGCGACCACAUUGUCAAGGAGCUCGUCGACACGGAGCGCAAGUACGUCCAGGACCUCGAGAAUCUGCACGACCUCAAGACGGACCUCGAGCAGAAGGGCGCCAUUCCCGGAGACAUUGUCCACUCCAUCUUUCUCAACAUCAACUCGAUUCUCGACUUUCAGCGCCGCUUCCUCAUCCGCGUCGAGACGACAAACUCGAUGCCUACCGCAAUCCAGAAGUGGGGCGCCCCCUUUGUCAUGUACGAGGACGCCUUCGACAUCUAUCAGCCCUUCAUCGCAAACCAGCGAAAAGCCGCCCUCAUUGCUCAGCAGGUCUUUGACCAGAUCCAGGUCAUCAACCAUCCCGUCGCCCUCGAUUUCAACACGCUCGACGGCUUCCUCCUGAAGCCUAUGCAGCGCCUGGUCAAGUACCCUCUCCUCCUCAAGGAUCUGAACAAGAAGACCGAGGACCAGGAGACAAAGGCCGAUCUAGUUGCCGGAUGCGAAGCCGCCGAGAGGGUCCUCCAGAAGGCCAACGAGGCCGUGAACCGCGAUCUCCUCGAAGAGGCCUUUGAGGAUCUCAACUCUCGAGUUGACGACUGGAAGAAUCACAACAGCGACCAUUUCGGCCAGCUGCUCAUGCAUGGCAUGUAUACUGUCAUCACCGGCAAGGUUGAUCAGGAGAAGGAUUACGGUAUCUACCUUUUCGAAAACAUCUUGCUCUGCUGCAAAGAAGUAUCGGCCAACAAGAGCAAGGACAAAAAGGACAAGACUAGGUCUACGGGCCCAAGGAUACGGAAUAAGAAUGCAAAGCUCCACCUAAAGGGGAGGAUCUUUAUGUCGAAUGUUACCGACAUCUUGACACUUUCAAAGCCUGGCACCGGUGCGCAUAGUGUACAAAUCUGGUGGAAGGGCGACCCUGGUGUGGAAAACUUUACCAUCAAGUUCCCCAACGAGGAAAUCAUGAGAAAAUGGGCGGACGGGCUCGAGGUCCAACGCAAGCAGAACGGUCCUCGAAUUUCGGGUGGCGGUUCUGACGGCCUCCCCGACGACUUUACCUGGAACAGGUACCAGGCCCGCAACCUAGAGAACCCCUACCUGCAGCAGCAGGACGAAGAAGACGACGACGAACACGAAUACGGCCCUGCCACGGCACCAGCCCAGUUCCCGGUCCCCAGCCAGCCUGUGCUGAUGCCGCGGACAUCGUCGAGCUCCAGCCUACGACAGCGAUCAGCAACCAACGAGAGCACACAGUCGCUGGCCGGUAUCGCAAGGGCGCCACCUCCGCGGUUCCCCAUGCCGCCCCCGCCCGCACCUCUCAGCCUCCAGAUCCAGUCCGCAAACGGUGCAGUCUCGCCUGGAUCCCGAGUGACGGACAGCUACUUCUCGCCCAUUGACAACUCGCCAGCGUCGUCACGGACGAGCAACGCCAGCGGCCUGUUCUCAAACUUCCCGCCCUCUAAGGCGGGCACGCCGCAGCCCAUGUGGGACGACAACAACCGCUACACGGCACCAGCCAUGCCGCGCGCACCAUCGCGCGACGAGAACUCACCCAACCCAGGGGCCAUGAAUGGCAGGAACCCGCGGGGCCCCUCACUCCCCGCCAUGGCGACACAGCACAGUGCGGCACAGCAGCAGCGGAGCCGGUCAUAUAGCACGCCCGACAUCAACGCGCCGGGCGGCGUGCGGCAGCGUCAGGCGAGUCAGGGCGGCAGCGUGCCGGCCGUGCCGGGGAUCCCCCAGCACCUCCACGACAACACCAUUCCCCGGUCCCAGACGUCGUCGCCGCGGAAUGAUCUACCCAUCCGCACCAACACACAGAGUCCAGGCGCUCAGCAACGGAUGCACCAGCACUCGGGAUCCCUGGGCGGGCAGAUGGGCCAGUUCCCCACCCAGCCGAUAUACCCGCGGGGCAGCCAGCCGCCCGCACCCAACCCGGUACGCGUGGAUGCGGCGGCGGCCAACCAGCGGGCCAUGUCGACAUCGCUCGGGUCGGCUAACCCCCUGGCGUCGCCGCCAGCGACCAGCCCCAUGGGGGUCAACGCCAACGGCGGCAGCUCGGAUAUGCCGUUUCCGACGCAGCUCAAGGUGCGGGUCAACCUGGACAGCGGCAACUACGUGACGCUGGUGGUGGCCUUUAACAUCUCGUACCAGUCGCUCAUCGAUCGGAUCGACGCCAAACUGGCGCGCUUCACGAGCAACAGCAUUGGCAAGGGUGUGCUGAAGCUUCAGUACCGCGACGAGGACGGCGACUAUAUUGUGAUACAGAGUGACGACGACAUCCAGAUUGCCUUUAUGGAGUGGCGAGAUGGCAUGAAGAGCAUGUACUCCGGUGGUGUGGGGGAGAUUGACCUCUACUGUGUUGGGGAUGCAACGAGUGGUUAA